AUGGUCCUGAAGCAGAAGUUUGUCGUCGUUGGCGCCGGCCCUGUUGGCUCUCUGGCAGCGCUCUACGCGGCUAAGCGAGGCCAUGAUGUAGAGAUUUAUGAACUGAGGCCCGAUUUGCGAGACCCUACAACGACACUGCUCAACUUCACUCGCUCCAUCAAUCUUGCUCUGUCAGAGCGUGGCAUCAAUGCUAUGCGUCACGCUGGCCAGCCGAGGUUGCUGGAGCACGUGUUUGGUGCAACCAUUCCCAUGCGCGGCCGUAUGAUCCACGGCCGUGGUUCCAAUGGUGACCUUUACGAAGCUGCACAGGAUUACGAUAUUCAUGGACGUACGAUUUUCGCUGUCGACCGAGCUGGCCUCAAUAAGCGGCUCCUCGAUAUUCUUGAAGACAUGCCCAAUGUCAAGUUCUUCUUCAGCCACAAACUCACAGGUGCCGAUUUCAAGAAGCGCAAGGCAUGGUUCGAGGUCAUGACGUCCGAGUCGGCCACCGGCAGGGCGAGGGAGAUUGAAAUCGACUUUGAUCUCAUGAUUGGCGCUGACGGCGCCCACUCAGCCGUCCGGUACCACAUGAUGAAGUUUGCGCAGCUGAACUAUCGACAAGACUACAUCGGCACGCUGUGGUGUGAAUUCCACAUUAAGCCUGUCAAGGUCCGCUCGGAUGAGAACCCGAAUGCCGUCUUUAGGAUAUCGCCAAACCAUCUCCACAUCUGGCCCGGCAAGGACUUCAUGUUCAUCGCCAUUCCCAGCGAUGACGGAUCCUUCACUUGCACGCUCUUCCUGCCCAGCGCGCAAACGUUGGCCCUCGAGAAGAACCCCGCCAGCAUCCCUGAGUUCUUCGACAAGCACUUUCCCGGCGUCACGGAGCUCAUCCCUGGCAGAGAGCUCAUCGAGUCCUUCGAGAGGAAUCCUCACCUGCCCCUCAUCAGCGUCAAAUGCAGCCCGUACCACUACAAGUCCUCCGCCGUGAUUGUCGGCGACGCCGCGCAUGCCAUGGUCCCCUUCUACGGCCAAGGCAUGAAUGCCGGCCUCGAGGACGUCCGCGUCCUCUUCUCCAUUCUCGAUAAGCACGCCGAAGCCGAGUCAAACAGCCCCCUCGACGACGACGACGACGACGCCGCCAGCGCCUCCGCCGCCGCCGCCUACGGUCGCGAGGUGGCCCUCGCCGAGUACACGACGAACCGCGUGCCCGACGCGCACGCCAUCAACGACCUGGCGCUGCAAAACUACGUCGAGAUGCGCGCGUCGGUGCUCUCGCCCAAGUACCGCCUGCGCAAGUGGCUCGAGGAGAUGAUGUCUGUCUACCUGCCGGGCCUCGGCUGGCAGACGAAGUACUCGCGCGUCAGUUUCGAGAACCAGCGCUACUCCGAGGUCGUGGCACAGAGCGAGCACCAGGGCGAGGUCCUCGUGUCCGUCUUUGAGGCGCUCGUCUGCAGCCCGUUCAUCGUCGGCGCCGUUUGGCUGUGGUGGAAGCAGCCCAAGUGGAUCGCGAGGACGUAUCAGGCGUGGACGGAGAAGGCCAUCAUGGCUGCUUUCGAGCGUCUUUGA
Messenger RNA from Verticillium nonalfalfae, 1545 nucleotides. It is a transcript of the gene BNA4, whose product is annotated as kynurenine 3-monooxygenase, mitochondrial precursor (Biosynthesis of nicotinic acid protein 4). Gene Ontology annotation, molecular function: FAD binding; kynurenine 3-monooxygenase activity; NAD(P)H oxidase H2O2-forming activity. Lineage: Eukaryota; Fungi; Ascomycota; Sordariomycetes; Glomerellales; Plectosphaerellaceae. The record is from RefSeq and is a predicted model, not a curated record. The coding region runs from base 1 to 1545 and encodes 514 amino acids. Gene Ontology annotation, cellular component: mitochondrial outer membrane. Gene Ontology annotation, biological process: quinolinate biosynthetic process; NAD+ metabolic process; L-tryptophan catabolic process. The transcript is spliced from 4 exons.